Molecule: messenger RNA, 3542 nt
Organism: Rhinichthys klamathensis goyatoka
Lineage: Eukaryota; Metazoa; Chordata; Actinopteri; Cypriniformes; Leuciscidae
Gene: golga2
Product: golgin A2
Exons: 28
Coding region: 63-3254 (1063 amino acids)
Biological process (GO): Golgi organization
Cellular component (GO): cis-Golgi network; Golgi cisterna membrane; Golgi cis cisterna
Molecular function (GO): protein binding
Source: RefSeq, a predicted model, not a curated record
CUCACGCGCACGGAUCAUCUGAUGACGUGGUGCCGUUGGCGUUCGCUGAGCUGCGCGAGAGGAUGGCGGACCAGAACAGGCAAAUCAAACUCGCUGCAGCCAAGAAAAAGCUGAAGGAGUUUCAACAGAAGACUGUCCCAUCCACAGUAAGUGCCGGACCGAAGAAGAAGAGGAAAGUGAAAGGAGGCGAUCAGACGGAUGGACCGGCUGGCAGACGCUCUCCAGACAAUAUUGAGAAUAUUCUCAAAGUUAUGGUGUCUGAUCUUAGUCUGACUAAUGGAGUGUCUCAGCCUCCAUGUGUCAACAACAGUCAGGAUCGUGUGGAUGUGGGGAACCGGGUCUCACAGGAGCUGGAGGAGGCCAGUGCUGAUCCUGACCGAGACUCGCCCGUCUCUAACCCCGCUUCUGUUAUUAACACUGAGUGUGUCGCUGAUAACGCUGCCCUGCAGAAUUACACAGCUGAUGCAAAUGGCGACGAACAUCCUCUGGAAGAUAAAAGGCCGCUGUCGUCCACAGAGAGCCUGAGACAGCUUUCCCAGCAGCUCAAUGGACUUCUGUCUGACUCAUCAACAUACAUCAAUGGAGACAGCGAUCCACCGGCAGUCAACGAGAAGGAACUGGAGACUCGCAACCAAGAGCUGGCCGCUGCUCUGGACUCCAGCGCACUAACAAACACCCAGCUCACGUCCAAACUCGAGACACUGACGAAGCAGUCUCAGGAGCUUUCUGAUCAACUGCAGAAGGAGCGGAAAGAGUUUGAGCAGAAGUUCAGUAAGGACCAGGGAGCGAUGCGUGAACAGCUACAGGUUCACAUUCAGACCAUCGGCAUCCUGGUGUCCGAGAAAUCAGAGCUACAGACGGCCCUGUCUUACACACAGCAGGCAGCACGACAGAAGUCAGGCGAGGCAGAAGAUCUGAGCUCGCGACUGCAGGCCAGUAAACACAGAGUGUCUGAGUUAGAGAGAACAUUAUCUACAGUCUCGACACAACAGAAGCAGUUUGAGAAGCAUAAUAAAGAGCUUGAAAAGGAGAGAGACAGUCUACGAGUGGAGGUCCUCAGGUUUAAUAAUUUGAGCGAGGAGUCCCGGCAGCAGAGCUCAGAACUUUCUGAGCAGCUCAAGCUGAGAGUAAAUGAGAACAAUGCCUUGAAACAUGAGGUUGAUGAGCUUCGCAAGCGGCUGGAGAUGGCCGACGACAUGCUGCAGCAGUUCUCCAGUCAGUCGGGUCCUCCAUCAGAACACCAGCAGGUUCAGCUCAUCCUGGAAGAGAAGCACCAGUUAGAGGCUCACGCGGCUCAGCUGAUGGAGUCCGUCGCUCAGCUUCAGGUGGAGAGAGAUCAGUACGCUGCACAGAUUCAGGAGGAGGGAAGAGUGUGGAAAGACAAAACAGAACAGCUCCUGUCUCAGGUGCGUCUGAUGUCUGAGGAGAGGGACAACACUGCUGUUCAGAUCCACGAGCUGCAGGAGAAGAUCAUAGAACUGGAGAACGCUGCAGCUCUGAUGAGCAGAGAGCAGGAGCUGCAGGUCGUGUCACAGGUCUCAGGCCCUUCAGAAAGUGAACUGGCCCUUCAGGAAACCAUCAGCAGCCUUCAGCAGGAGAGAGACGCUCUCAGUCUACAGUACCAAGCACAGGUGCGGGACAACGAGCAGCUGAGUCGACUGGUGCAGGAACAGGAGAUGAGGCUGGAAGAACUGGAGAGACAGGCCGAACGGGCCGCUGAAGACGCUCAGGAUCGACUCCGUAUUCUGGAGGACGUCCAGAGCGAUAAAGCCACCAUCAGCAGAGCCCUGGCUCAGAACCGAGACCUCAAAGACCAGCUGGCUGAGUUUCAGAACGGUUUCGUCAAGCUGACCAAUGAGAACAUGGAGCUGACGAGCGCUCUGCAGUCCGAGCACCACAUCAAGAAGGAGAUCGCUCGUAAGAUGGGUCAGCUACAGGAAGAUCUGCACAAUGCCAAAGAACAGCUGCAGGAGAAGUCGAGCGAGGUGGCGUCGGUGCAGGAGCAGAGGGAUCAGUAUCUCAGCCAUCUUCAGCAGUACACGAGCGGAUACCAGGCGCUGGUGGCGGAGCGAGAGCAUCUGCACAAGCAGUUCCUGCAGCAGGCGCAGCUGAUGGACCGGCUGCAGCACGACGAGGUGCAGGGCAAAGUGCAGCUGGAGCAGAGUCACGUGCAGCUGCAGGAGGCACAGGAGAAACUAAACCAGCUGGCCAGAGACAAUGAGGACCUGAAGACGGAAGUGCAGGAGCUCCUGAACGGCUCCGUCACGAACACGUCACACAGAGACGAGGGUGACGGGUUGGAGAGUCACUCGCUCCCAGAGAGCUUCCAGAAAUCACAGAUCGUCAUUCCAGAAGAGUUUGAGACCAGAGAAGACAUGGCGGAGUUUAUUCAUUCUGCCCUGUCCCGUCUGGAGGAUGAGCGAGAUGAGAUGAGCCGUCGCUUCGAGGAGGAGAGGAGGCUUCAUCACGCCGCCCGGCAACAGAUGACAGCCAUGAGCCACGAGCAUCUUCAUCAUCAUCAUCAACAGAGCACAUGUGCAGAGACAGGAGACUCUGACGGGGUUCCAGUGGAGGUGCACGAGGCUCUGCGUGUCGCCAUGGACAAACUCCAGGAGCGUUUCACCAAACUCAUGCAGGAGAAGGUGGACCUGAGGGAGCGAUUGGAGGAGCUGGAGCACCGCUGCAUUCAGCUGUCAGGAGAAACGGACACCAUCGGUGAAUACAUCGCGCUGUAUCAGAACCAGAGAGCCAUCAUGAAACAAAGACACUUUGAAAAGGAGCAAUACAUCAACAUGCUGGCCAAAGACAAGGAGGAGAUGAAGGUGAAGUUAGCCGAGCUGCAGGACCUGGUCAUGCGUUUGGUGGGGGAGCGUAACGAGUGGUACAGCAGAUACAUGAGCGCCGUCAGUAACCCUGACCUCCUGCCUUCUGGAGGAGACCAGCCUCGACCUGAUGACCAAAACAUGGACGGCAACAGUGUGGACAGUCCAGCGGUUCUGGACAUGAGCUCAGCGGUGGACGGGUCUUCGUCGGCCCAGUCCAGCACAGACCCCGAGAGCUCAGAGAGACCCGCAUCCACAGCCGACCCGUCCCUGAGACCCCGAGAGGACGGGACGGCCCGUCAGAUCAUGCAGCUCCUGCAGGAGAUCCAGAACCCUCAGGCCCGACCGGCUCCAUUCCUGGGGGAGAACCCCUGCAUCCCGUUCUUCUACCGGCCCGACGAACACGACGAGGUCAAGAUUCUGGUGGUCUGAAUCUGCGUUCCUGCUUGGCUUCGGGAUGUUUGGCGAUAUGGACUCCUAGUUUCUCUGGUUUCUAGAGAAAUCUUGAUUCUGAAACUCUCCAUUUUGGUUUGUGUGUAAACCAGUUAAUCCAUAAGAAUAUCAGUUCUCGCUGCUCUCGUGUCCCUGAUCAAUCUGUGCGAUUAGUCCACUUUAUCAAACAUAGGUGGUGCAAUAGACCGUUUCCUGGCCAAUCAGUGAUGAUUCAUAUCAGUAAGAUUGUGAACUCGUUACAUAAUAAUAUGAUAUGAUAUGAUUAGA